AUGGUCUCGGAUACUCUGGGAUUGCCAGAGGUCUUCGAGUACCCCAAAAGCAUGCGUUCAGUUGCAGCUGGUUCGGUGGGUCCCGGCUUCCUUGACGCCCCCCGUGCCAACUGGGCCAACGGCCAUGCGCGGAGGUUAGGUAGCAAGAUUGCUGCUACCGCGGCAACCUCAAAAGAGUUACUGGUCAGCGCAAUGACGAAGAUCGGUGAGGGCAGUAGCCGCCUUUGGCGGACAGGCUUGCCACCACUCCCGCCAGGACUUCAUGAACGACCAGAGGGCGUGGUUGAGGUUUCGUUGCCUUCUUCCCAAACCGAGCAGCUUGAGCGCCUGCGAGAUCUGGGCAGAACAAUGCAGGGUGGGAGUAUUUUAGUACUUGGCCGCAGGCGCUUGUAUCCGGUGCGACCGCAGCAUCAGGCCAUUGGCCAAGUCAGCGCAGCUUCAUGUGAGGCUGCUUUGGAUGCGCUCGCAAGUUCCAUCUGUCAAGAGCUUCUGGACGAAGGGUACGGUCUCGAUGACAAAGGAGUCGCAGUGCCGUUGCUUCAACGGCGCGGUACACUGGGGGUGUCUGGUGAUUUCGACAACUUCGACGGGACACCCGAUCCGGACUAUCUCAAGAGGCACAAGAUGAAUGAGGAGGCCCUCCGCAAGCUCGCAACAGAGUGUGCGGUCAACAUUGCGGUAAGCCCUGGCAUGCAGCUGGUCGCCGAGUGCGGACUCGAUCCCGUUCUGUAUCAACCCACCUUCGUGGUGUGCAUUGGCGGAGGACAGUUGCGAGUUCUGACCUUUGCCUUCGUCGGGGGGCCAGUAUCUGGCGACCGCCCUGACCGGAAGCGAACGCCAUUUGCUAUCAGACUUGCGACUGAUGACCUGGUGGCGCUUAGUCGCACGCAGGCUUCCAAAAAAGUUUCGAAGCUCCGCUAUGCGGCCCACGCCGUCGACCCAGCAGUCCAGACAAGUCUGGACAUGAUUGUUAUCCUCGAGGAGGAGCUGUUCCAAGCAAACGAGGUGGGUGAUUGGGAGAAGCUGGCUGCAGUGGGUACGACGGAGCCUUCUGCCGAUGAAGUGGCUGACAAGCGUAUUCGGAUGGAAAGCGAGAGCUGGGUGGUACACACUGACCUUGGUGAAGGCUACACGGGUCCUUUGGCUCACGCGCCAGCUCACAGUGCGCAGUACCCUGGGUUGCCAUCACCGCCGAGUUCACGUCGAUUUAGCUGGCUGCUGCGCAGACUCGCAGUAAAGGAAGAGCCUGCAGACAGUGCCGGUGGUGCAUUUGGGAGUGUGCCCGGCACCAAUGGAUUGUGA
Molecule: messenger RNA, 1302 nt
Organism: Symbiodinium natans
Lineage: Eukaryota; Dinophyceae; Suessiales; Symbiodiniaceae
Source: the annotation of a GenBank genome assembly